Molecule: messenger RNA, 4878 nt
Organism: Cladophialophora yegresii CBS 114405
Lineage: Eukaryota; Fungi; Ascomycota; Eurotiomycetes; Chaetothyriales; Herpotrichiellaceae
Exons: 2
Coding region: 1-4878 (1625 amino acids)
Biological process (GO): protein transport
Source: RefSeq, a predicted model, not a curated record
AUGGCAGUAGCUGAGAACGGAGGGCCUGUUGAGGGUAUGAAGGAUAGGCCCAAUGGCCAUGCGAAUGGUCAUGUCAACGGGCACGCUGUCGGUCCGCUCGUUCGGCGGACAGGUACUCGCCAGCGUCGACGCAGCUGGACAUCGUGGAUUUUCAACAAUACUGCCAGGCUUUUCAUAUGGUACUCUCUGUUCACGAUCCUAUUUCGAUGUCCGUCCUCACCAGCCACCCUCACCGACUCAUCUCCCGCCGUCUGUCGACCAUACUUGUCUACAAGAGAAUACAUCCGACCCCAUGUACAGCCAUACUACGAUGACUACGCAGCUCCAUACGUGGCUAAGGCCGAGCCUUACGCACAUUUAGUUCACACACGGCUGGUUCGCCCAGCCUCCAAGAUUGCUCAAGUCAACUACGCCAAAUACGCUGCUCCCCAAAUUGACGCCGCAAAAGCAUAUUCACAGGCACAAUGGGAAAAGCAGGUUCUACCGCAGCUCAAUCUGGCCCGAGGAAACGCAGCGAAGCUGUACGAGAAGAAUCUAGCACCCCAUGUCGAUCAAUGGGCUGCAGUGGCUCACCCAUACUACACCUCCAGUCGCGAUUCUGCCUCGCACGUUUAUCAAAAACAGCUCCUCCCUGCAGCAGAAUUCGCCCGCCCACACAUUGGAAGAGCCUACAAUGCAUCUCAACAGUAUGUAUUGAGCACGGCAUACCCAUUCCUGCGGCAUGUCUGGGGUGACCUCAUCAUCUUCGUCGAUGGUACUUUCCUGCCUCUGAUCAAGGGCUUGUACAUUGAUAAUGUCAGGCCCCAACUGGUCAUGAUCAACGAAAGAAUCGCCAAAUACCGAGAAAGCCGACAUGUCAAGGCUGCUAUGGAUGAGGUUGACAAAAUGCAGUCUACUUUUACGUCUUCCACGACGGCAAGCGCAGCAGCCACCGCUUCGAUUGACGAUAUCUAUGCAAUGUUCGAGUCAGAAGACGAGCCGGAGUCCGCUACCGCCGCAUCUACUCAAGAAUCUCAACCUACCGUCAAGGAGCGCGUCAACCCACCAGUGGUCAGUGCCACAGAGGAACAAAUCACUGACGACCUGCGCACCUGGCAGAAGAAGUUCGCCGUGGCAGCUGACAAGGGCAGUGAUGAUCUUCGAGAACGCGUGACAUCUAUUGUUAGCAGUCUUGUGAAGAGCGACAUUGAUGGCGUUGGCCGACGAUUGGCUUCGGCUCUGGAGAAGACCACCGAAAACGAACUGGACAGUGUCAAAUCCAAGAUCAAGUCUACCAUCGCCUCUCUUCCCGAAGAUGCAAGUGCAGACGAGGUCAAGCAAGCCGCAGAAGAUAUCCUUGGCUCUAUCAGAGCCGCAGGUGCUGAAAUCAAGGCACGAGCUAAAAAUGUCCGCGAAUGGUCACAGAAUUUCGAACGGGCCCUGAUCCAGCGACUCACUGCAGCCUCUGCCUCCACCCUUGAAGUUCUGGACGGCGUCAAGGAUGUCGGCCUGCAGGAGGUGGGCAUGCGCUGGGCUUGGAUGGAAGGAGUCACUUAUAAGCAUUGGGAGAAAUUCCACGCUUUGCGGAAGAAGCUCGAUGAGUGGAAGACCGAGGUGCGCGAUGUCGCCAUGAGAAGCGACGAGGCAGAAGAAGCUCUGGCUACUGCGCGCCGAAUCACCGAGGAAAGCAUGGCAGUGACGGAGCAUGCAGCCAAAGAACUUGCCCGACUUAAGAGCGUCGCUCAGUGGAAACUGAAAGCACGGGACGCUUCCGACGACUUCGAGACUCGAAGUAUGCCUGCCGAAGCUGUCUCUGCUGCUUCCAGCUUGGUUGCUGAGCUCCAGGGUGCUUCAGCAGCAGGCGUGCAAUCUGCAAGCUCUGUGCUGUCCCAGGCGAGCGACUCUGCUUCGUCCGUUGUAGCCGGUACGACUACAGGCACCGUCGAGUCCGCCACGUCUAAAGCCAGUGAGGCUGCCAUGGAUGCCGUUUCGUCGGCCUCGUCGGCCUACGAAUCUAUGUCGCGGCCCUCUGAAUCUGUGAUUUCCCAGGUCAGCGGUGCCGCCGAAGACGCCAACGAAUCGGCUUCGUCGGUUGUCGUCGGAACCAGCACUGGCAGUGCGGAAGCUAUUCUUUCGGAUGCGUCCGGAACCGGCUCGAGUCUGACUGAUGUCGUGGGGAGUUCUGCAAGCUCAGUCUCGGCAUCAGUUGAAUCCCUCGUUUCACCUUCGUCCAAUAUUGCGUCCUCGGCCAGCUCUGGUAUCGAUGAUGCUGCGAGCUCUGCUUCGUCAGCUGCCGGUUCAGCAUCUACACGAGGUUCAAAGGUCUUCGCUGGGGCCAUGGCCGCAGAAGUGACAGGGUCUACACCUAUCCUUGACGAUGUCUUCGACAAUGACGGGUCGUCAUUUUCAGAAAACCUGCAGAACGUCGUCAACGCAGCUGGUGACCGCUACGCAGACGUCACGCGCGCUGUUUCUGAAGCAAUCUACGGAACCACCCAAGGAACGGUGGAGAGCAUGUCAUCUGUCGCAAGCGAACAGUACUCGAGUGCUUUGGCCGCAGCCUCAAACGCUUUGUAUGGGACACCAACGGGCACGGUAGAAGGCAUUACAAAUGCAGCGUCCGACAACUACAAUCGAGCAGUGGCCGCUGCGAGCUCCGUCAUCUAUGGCACGUCAACUCCAGUUAGCGAAUCAGUUCUGCAACAGGCCAGCUCACUCUAUAGCGACGCCAUCAGCCGAGCACAGGAGAACUAUGUUGCCGCAAAAUCUGUCGCUUCCAAACAGAUCUCUGGCACUCCUAAGCCGAUACACGAGCAGAUGUUCUCUUCGAUCGAUGCCGCAUACUCUGGCGCUCUGGAUGCUGCGAACAGCAGGCUUGAUCAUGCUCGUACUGCUGCGUCAAGCGCGGUCCCUACGACGAACCCGUUCGAGUCCGUUACCUCCCUGGCUUCUGCAAGACUGCAGGACUCGAUUGCCGCCGCCUCGGCGCAAUAUGCCAAGGCCAAGGCCGCAGUAGGCGCCACUCCAGCUCCUGCUCAUGAAAGAUACCUUCAGGAUGUCAAGAAAAACUAUUAUGCUGCUGUCGGCCUGGCACACGAGCAAUACGAUGACUUUGUCCAGGCUGCUUCAAGCGCGAUCUACGGUACACCUACUCCCGUCUUGAGCAGCCUGUCAAGUGCCGCAUCAGUUGGAAUCUACGGGACACCAGUGCCGGCUUAUCAGAGUCUCCUUGACUCAGCCUCCUCCCAGUAUUCCGCGGUCUCGUCAGCCGCCGCUGCUAGCCUCAGUGCGUUCAGCUCAUCAUCAGGAACAACAGCACAAAGCCUGUGGGAUGAAGCUGUUGCAGCAUAUUCCGGCGCCGUGGACGCCGCAUCAUCUUCCUUGUCGUCUGCUUCUUACGCGGCAAGCACUGCCAUCUACGGCACGCCUGCACCAUACUAUCAAAGUGCUUUUGACGCUGCAUCCUCACAAUAUGAUGCUGCCACUUCGGUCGCUGCCUCUCAGUAUUCAGCACUGCUAGCUUCUGCUUCUUCAGCAAGUGGCAAGAAGAAGGGAUCUUCCGCGCAGGCUGUAAUCGACUCCAUCUCAUCGCAAUACGAAGCUGCAAUGUCUGCUGCGGCAGCAUCUCUUUCAGCAGCCAGCCAUGCUGCAAGCACCGUAGUUUACGGCACUCCAGCUCCGUACUACCAAGCAGCUUUAGACUCGGCGACAUCCCAGUACAAUGCAGUAUCGUCAGCAGCAGUUUCCCGGUACAUGGCAGCAUCGUCAGCACUCGGCGCGAAAAGCACAGCGCCGGCGAAAAGUGCCCUUGACUCUAUCUCAGCUCAAUACGAUGCCGCCCUGGCUGCGGCGUCAUCGUCCCUUUCAGCAGCGAGCUAUGCAGCAAGCACUGCCAUCUAUGGUGCUCCGACUGGGUCCAUAGAAUCGAUGUCCAGUGUCGCUUCCCAAAAUUGGGAGGCUCUGGUAUCUAAAGCCAGCGAACAGAUUUACGGCACUCCAAAGCCAUUCUACGACGACUAUGCCAGCAAGGCAGGGGAAUACUCGGCCCAAGUCACAGACUUCGCAGGCGACAAGUAUGUUAUCAUUCAAUCGUACGUGUCUGAACUAGUCGUCGGAAGGGAGCCAGACUUUACCGAGUCGGUCAUGAGCCGCUUGAGCUCUGCAUACUACACCGGCUAUGAUUCGGCCUCUAGUCUUGCCGGCGACGCGUACAGCUCUGCGUCAUCUGUGGCUUCCUCGGUUGGGUCCGCUGCCGCCUCCUACUUCACCCCUCCGCCUCAGGUGUCCUCCAUUCUGGACUCGGUCACUGAUCAACUCAAUGCCGCCGUGGAUGCAGCAAGUGCACAAGCCUAUGGUACCCAGAAGGGUACAGUUGAACAAGCUACCUCUGCUGUGGCAGAUAGCUACUCCUCCGUCGCAGGUGCAGUGAGCGAGGCGAUUUAUGGCACUCCUGUUGGCUAUGCCGAUGCGGCGUCAUCAUCAUUUGCUGAUCUGGCCAAGAGCGCGCAAGACGCUGUGAGCAUUGCUGUCUAUGGCACGCCAACCGGAACAGUCGAGUCUCUCAGUAGUGCUGCAGCAGAUACCUAUGCUUCUGCUUCGUCUGUCGCUUCGGAAAACGCCGCCUACGCUGCUUCGGCGGUGAGCGAUACUAUCGACACCGUGCGAGGACAGGUCUCUCAGGCAUUUUAUGGACCCGAGCAGAGCUACACGGAGAGUAUCAACUCUCAGAUCGCCGAAGCUGUCGAAAGUGCGCAGAGCAGAAUCGCUGCGUUCUACAGUGAUGUUGGUCAAGGCGCCACUGGUGCUGCCAGCGCCGUUAGCGAUACUGUCGCCAGUGCGGCGAGUGCGGUGAGCGAGUCCGUAAGCAGCGCCACGAAGUAUGUCAAGGACGAGUUGUGA